This is a messenger RNA of Pieris macdunnoughi, 639 nucleotides long. The record is from the annotation of a GenBank genome assembly. NCBI's taxonomy places the organism in Eukaryota, Metazoa, Arthropoda, Insecta, Lepidoptera, Pieridae.
AUGAUGCAGUUUGAAUAUGAACCUGAGGUGCUUAUUGAAGCUGUAAAAAAACGACCAGGCAUUUGGGACAACGAAAAUAUCAACUACAGGUCGAAGUCGGCUCGUCACAAGCUGUGGUUAGAAGUCGUUCGUGAAGUGGCAGGCGAGGACGUAAAAGUAUCAAAGAGUGAAAUGCGCGAGUUAGAACUACAACUUCAGAAAAAGUGGAAGAGCAUACGAGACUGCUUUCAUAAAUACGUAACAAACCCAAGAAGAACAAGAAAACCAUACGUCUACUUGUUGGAAGCACCUGAGAAAGAUAAAAUUGACCAAAAUGAGCUCAGACGAGGAAGAGACGACGACGACGACGUGGAUUUCUUUGUGGAGGAUGAUGUUCAGGCUACGAAUGAUGUUAAAGUGGAGCCGCCACCACCAAAACCAAUUACUGAAUUCGCUUUUGCGAAUGUAGAAGGGCCGAGCAAGAGUGACGAUGACGAUCCAGAUAGAAUGUUCCUUUUGUCCUUACUCCCACACAUCAAAGCCAUACCCGAUGAGUAUAGAUUGAAUGUUAAAAUGGAUUUAAUGCAAGUACUGAGAAACGCCACCAAUUUUCACGUAGAUAGUAUGAAAAUGAAUGAAAGUAGCUUUAACAUACAUUAG